AUGGAGCCGCUCACUUUCCAAAAACGGCCUUUGGCUGGUCUAAAGUCUCCAUCGUCGCCGAUCUCGCAGCUGCCAACCACGCCUACAGAGGACGCCCCUAAGCGGCAUUUGGGCGAGGAAGUGCGCAGAUCAUCGUUCCGCUCUGUUGAAGAGAACGAAGAGAAACAUGCGGCUGUUGCGUCCCCUGUCAAGAAGAGCCUACUGUCAGCAGCUCUUCUUGCGGGUCCUCCGUCAACGCAGCAGAGGCGGGCAAGUGGGUGCGGGAUUCUGAAGCGUGCCGAGCACUUUGGCGACGAGCCACAGAAACAGUCCAGCCCUGCGUUCACUGCGGGCACGCAAGAUGCGGCCGCUCACUCACGGUAAGCGUUCUUACCCCGUCUGGAAGGGAGCGGGAGCGUGAGCCAUGAUGCGCUGACCUUCAACGUGUUGAUACCACAGACACCCUUCACGCGCCCACUUUGUGGAACCUGUGAAACCGGCGCGUGAUGGCAUCCGCCAGACGUCGCUGUUGUCGCCUGGUAUACAGGAUGGCUCGAUGGUCAACAAUCAGCGUGUAUUGUCUGCAAUACCAGCUCGCUCUGAGGACUCUUCCGGACCUAGUAACGGUUGUAAGCAGGCUGACGUCUCGACAACAGCAGGAACGCCUCUGCUUGCGAUGCAGCCGGCAGUCCAGAUUGAAGGUCGACAGCGCUCACUCGUCUUUUGUGAUGCCCCAUCCGAGGCCAAAGAGCGUGCAGCGCCGCGAGCGGCAGCCGUCACUUCCAGGCGCGCCAGCGUCAACAAGCUGAUAUCUCCUCCCGCUGCAAUCGAAGCUGAAACCAGCAGUGAUGAUGCUAGGGUGCAGGCUUCGGCGUUGACAGGCUCCGACACGGGUGACAGCGAAGACUUGGGUAGUAGCGUAGAAGAAGGUCAUGCUACUGCUCGUUCACACUACUCUACGGGGCUCACGAGUCAGCCGGCCAGCGGCGCCGAAGCAGAGACCAUCGACCGCAUACAUGCAGUCCAGAAGCCGCGGCAUCCCUGUGAUACUUCGGACAACGAGCUUUUGCCCGCGCAUUCGUUGCGCGCUCCCGCUGGCUCUGCGAUUGCGGACGCCCGUGGCAUCCGUUCGGAGCACACACAAACUGGACCGCAUGGACCGCACAGCACGUCUCCGUCGCUGCGCUUCUGCGGAGCGGUGGCAGCAGCCGCUGCGCGUCAGCGCACCCUCAAGUUUGCUUCUUCUCCUCGCGAAGUGGCUGAGCGGCAUCGUCCUCAUCCACUUGCGCUUGCGCCUUCCAUCUCGGCGGCUGGUAGCAGAGGCGGCCUACCACUCAGCCCGCGAUCACGCCCCUCCAAAAUUAGCAAAGUCAGAAGCCCCUCCACGGACGAGGACGAAGCACCCUACGUGGACGUCAUCCACGCCGCUGCAAAUCAGCGCAAGCCUACCGUCCGGGUGUUGGAGCCUCUUCGUCAGCGACCCACCCGAGCCGAGCAGGAAGCACACACGCGUGGCCGCCCUCGAGUAUCGACGACAGAAGAGAAGCUGUCCUCGCUGGCUUCGCUCACAAAGCGCAGAGUAUCUCGGGGAAGUCCUGCACCUUCUGCACUGCCCUACCAGGAAAAGGCAAAGGCUCUGAGAGGACCCCACGCGAUGGGUGCUGGUUCCCCCGCGCCUGGUCGCCGUCAGAGUCACGAUGACUCGAUAAGCUCGGGUGCGGAGCUGGCGGCGUCUGAGGAAGAGCUGAAUUCAUCGGCGUCCGAGGAGGAGGAGGAGGAGGAGGCCGAAUAUGACGAGGAUUCCGACGAUCUAUCCUCCGACGAUCAUGGGGAAGACAGACAAGACGACGAGAGGGUCAGCGUAAGAGAGGGGUUUGCGACUGUCACUGACCGCAGAGACUGCCAGCAGCUUGCUCAUCGAUCAUAUGACGCAGCACAAUUGGAGGACUCUCUCCCUCUGAGCCCCGAAUUUGAUGUGGAGACCAACUCUCUGCAUUCAAACACCAACCGCUCGCAGCAGACCGGCUAUACGUCCUCGAACCACUCUGGAAUGAGCAGGCCAGACUCACCGGCCAAUGCGAUCUCAGCUGCAGACACACCCGCGCUACAUUUGGCAAGAAUACCAAGGUCUUAUCCUGUCAGCCCGCGGCGCUCGGUCUCCUCGGCAGGUCCGUCACCGACGAUCACUUCUACAUCGUUUGGUCAAGCUGCUAUCCAGUCUCUUGAAGAGUUCGCUCCUUUCCAGGCAGUUCCAAACGCUGUUGUGGAGAGGACAUCAAGCGUCGAAGAAGAGCACUUGCCACCGCACGCGCCACGCGUCGCUUCACCUCACGUGCUUCACUUUGGUCAGUUGCCUCCGCAUCGCUCGCUUCUCAGUGGCGGUCGUGCCUCUUCAUCACACAAACGUCCGGUUGGAUCUCAACAGCGAAGCUUGAGCACCGGUACCAUGACUCGACGUGGAGUGGUAGUGGCGUCUCCAUUGUCGCAAAGCCCGGAGCUCGCGCUUCGCAGCCUGGACGCGGACGCUCCAUUACCUCUGCUGACGUUCCGACCAGAAGUAUCAACGCUGAGUGUCAAUGGAGAGCGCUUGGGUAACGCCUGGCAUCGGCUUCGCCAUUGUCUCGACGCAGAGGGAUCCGUCUCGGAUGGAGACCUGCAGCGCAGGUCCAGGAUGUUGCCGUCCAGCGCCGCUUCUAAAUUAUAUGCGCUUGCUUCGCGCGCUACAAGCCCUUUUGCGGGACACCGAGAUCAGACGAGCUCGAAGUUUUCUUCUACUUCCCUUUUUGCUUUGUCGCAUGAUGCAGCACAUUCGUCAGCUGCCCUCAGAGGCGAGGCCAGCGACGUCGACUCGCCGACGCACGCAGCUUUCGCAGCCUCUUCCCCGCCUUCCUGCGAUUUUGCGCCGCCAGAGGUCAUGUCAGCGCCUUGCUCUCCACAAAGACGAGCGACUGCAUCGCUGCAUCUCGCGCUUGAGGGCGCUCCCCAAGGUGCAGCGACACAAGCAGUGGGCAGCGGCGCGACUACGUCUGUUCGCGCGCUGCAGCGCACCAUGACCGACGUACACCAACCACACCUUCGUCAUCGCUCCUUUGGAGAGAAAUUGCUCGAGACAAUCCGACACGUCAAGGACGCUGCCACGGGUUCUGGCAGUCCCGCGAUGGUGUCGACGUCUCCACCCGGCUUCGCACACCGCCAUGACGCGAGCGAGGCAAAGCCGACACCGAAUGAUGCAGACCACCAUCAUGCUAGCCACCCGUUAGCUUCGCCUCCACCUUUUGCGCUGCCACCUCCUCUACAAGACGCUCAUGCGUUGCGCGACAUUCCAUCGCGACCAAAUGCGCUACCAUCGCCUGCGCACAAAAAGCAGACACCCGUUCAGAUUUCGAAACCUUUGCCUAGCGCUCAGGCUAGAGACGACGCACAUAUCAUUGGCAAGAGACACGGCGAGCAUCCUAGACGAGCUGAGCAUCGCAAGGCGGAAGCACGCUCUCGUCGAUGUUCCAGCAGCGGUGGUCGUGCGCCUCGCGAAGAUGCAGCCGUUGCGAUACCUGAUAGGCACAACGUGCCGCCUUCUCCUCCGUUCCCAUCCUCCGCUCACGCCCAGGACCCUCUUGCACAAAAGUCGAACGGACGUGAUCGCGCGACGGGGACACGUCGGCGAAGAACAGCAGAUGCUGAGUUGGAGUUCGGCUGGGGCACAUGCAAGCUUGGUCAGGCUGGGGCCUCAGACACAGUGCACGGCGCCUGA
This is a messenger RNA of Ceraceosorus bombacis, 3727 nucleotides long. NCBI's taxonomy places the organism in Eukaryota, Fungi, Basidiomycota, Exobasidiomycetes, Ceraceosorales, Ceraceosoraceae. The record is from the annotation of a GenBank genome assembly.